Messenger RNA from Nomascus leucogenys (northern white-cheeked gibbon), 1260 nucleotides. Lineage: Eukaryota; Metazoa; Chordata; Mammalia; Primates; Hylobatidae. The record is from RefSeq and is a predicted model, not a curated record.
CAGAGCGAGACUCCGUCUCAAAAAAAAAAAAAAAAGGACAGUCACCACCUAACAUCGAGGAAACAGGGCGCUCCCGCCUUGCGCCCCCAGGCUGGCGUUGAGACUUCUUUAGAGCCAGGGCUUCGGAGCCCCAGCACCAGGAACGUAGAGGUGAGUAAAAGGCACAGCAGGAAGCCUGGGAGAGAAAAAGCAGCUGCCCCUGUUCAGCCGCGCCCUACCCUGAGCUCUGCAGCCUUUGGGAUCAUCCGUUCUCUCUGCCCUGGAGGUUGGAGUAAGCUCCGGCCUUCCUUGACCCUCACUGGAACACUGGGAUCCCAGACGCUAGCCUCGGUUGUCUUAAAUCCAGAGGCUGUGGAGGCAUGGGGCAAAUUGUGCCCGCAGCCUGGGACCUAGAGCUGCAUCUGUGCACGGGGCCUCCAGGACCCCGGCUCAGUGGACAAAAUCUGGCAUGCUUGGACCUCACCCCACAGGCCUCACACCUCAGAGGCAGCCUGAAAGGUGCAGCGCCCGCCUCUCUGCUCCGGCCCCGCCUCCGCCCUGGAACGCAGCGCGCUCCGCCCGAGGCCUCCCAGCGGCCCACACAGGAAUCGCGGAGCUUAACUGCCGCCACCUCGCGCCGGGUCCGCGCGGCCCACGAGACUCCCCCUGACGCCCCCGGCCCGCGGUCCACAUGGACGCGCGGGGCCCUGAAGCCCCCGGCGGGCGCGCGCUGCGGGACGCGGCAGAAAAUCUAUUACAGGAACUUCAGGAACAUUUUCAAGCUCUGACUGCAACAUUAAACCUCAGAAUGGAAGAAAUGGGAAAUCGCAUUGAGGACUUACAGAAGAAUGUCAAUGACUUAAUGGUGCAAGCUGGCAUUGAAAAUUCUGUUAAAGAGCAAAUGCUGAAGACCUAACUGCAGCAUGUCCGUAUUUGGAGAUGGGGCCUCUACAGAAGUCAUUAAGGGUACGUGGGUCCUGAGGGUGGGGCCCUCAUCCAACGGGAUUCGUCUUUCUGAGAAGAGACGCCAGGGGCUCACCUGCCGUCCCCCGUGCCUGCACCAGAGAGGCCGUCAGCAAGCCAAGGAGCGCCUUCCCCAGAAAUCACAGGGACCGGCACCUUGAUCUGGGACUUCCAGAAAACAGAACUGUGAAAAGACAAGUUUCUGCUGUUUAAACCACUCAAUCUGAAGUAUUUUGUUAUGGCAGUCCUGGGCAGACUAACACAAUAUGCAACACAUUUACAAUAAAUAUACAAUAAACUUACAAAUGUGGAAUGUAA